Molecule: messenger RNA, 2500 nt
Organism: Oncorhynchus keta (chum salmon)
Lineage: Eukaryota; Metazoa; Chordata; Actinopteri; Salmoniformes; Salmonidae
Product: nephrocan-like
Exons: 3
Coding region: 721-2232 (503 amino acids)
Molecular function (GO): protein binding
Source: RefSeq, a predicted model, not a curated record
GUGUAAACAUUUCUUAUGUCAUUGUAGGCAUGGUGUGAGUGGCUCUGCAGACAGUAUUACAUAUUUUACAUAGCUACUUUUUGCAUUAAAUAAAUUAUUUUUAAUUGUAUUUGCUAACCUCUUAUCUCACACCAUUGUUGUUGGGAUAAUCAGACAAAUAUUGUAUUUAUUUAACGUUCAUGAGAGAUAAAUAUACAUUUCCUGUGUAGCACUACAGAAGGCAAUCCUUCAGGUAAAAGACAAGUGGUCGUUGUUCAAUAAUCUGUAUUAAAUUUUACUAAUAAUAUAUGCCAUUUAGCCUUCACUUUUAUCCAAAGUGACUUAGUCACAAGUGCAUGCAGUAAUCAGGGUUAAGGUAGUUCAUCUAACAUAUCUUAAAACAUAACAUGCAAAUAUAUGGCAACUCCUUCAAGACAUUGGCAGACAGAGUAUUCAAAUAGACAGAGGAGGAAAUUGUAUUUGUUUAACUGAAUGGGUUGUAAAUGGUUUAUCAGCAAGUUUCUCACGUCCGCAAACAGAAGGGCUAUCUAUUACUGUUUGUGUCAGUUCCUUGUCGGUGUCAAAUGUUGUUUUUUAACCAAGAUAAACAUCUCUGCCAUUGUUCCAAAUGAAACAGAGCACCUACUCUCUCCCACAUAAUCCUUGCUGAGGUAUUUAAACCCUAGAGCAAGAGGGAGUGCUGUUCUUUUUUACUGAGAUGCCCAACUAGGCUGGGUGUUCAUGAUGUGGAUUCUCAUGAUCUUGUUGGCAAGUAUUACAUUGCAUACUCUCGUGUGCAUCUGUAGCAAUGUCUGUCCAAAGAAGUGUGUGUGUGAUAGUGCAAAGUCAGUGCAGUGUUUCAGGUUGCAGUCUUUUCCCACUGGAAUCACUAAAGAUGUGAGGAAACUAAACCUGGGAUACAACCACAUCAAGCAACUAAAGGGUAGAGACAUAUCUGGCCUGACAGAGCUGGAGGAAGUGAUCAUUUCAUCCUGUGGAGUGGAGGUGGUGGAGGCCAAUGCUCUCAGGGCUCAGGGGCUACUAAGAAGCCUGGAUCUACAGAAGAAUAAACUGCAUCAGAUCCCCCGUGGUCUCCCACCCAGCCUGGAGACCCUCAACGUGGGCCACAACAGGAUCACAGGCCUCCAGGAGUCUGUCUUUGAGGGGCUGAAGAAACUACGCCUGCUUGAUCUUCAGAACAACCAGAUCACCAACCUGCGUUCCAACACCCUCUCCACCCUGAAGAAGUUGGAGUGCCUUUACCUGGAUGGAAAUCAAAUUGAGACUGUUCAAGGUGCUCUGAGACUCCCCCAACUGAAUCUGUUGAGCUUGGGGAACAACAAGAUCCCCUGUUUUCCCUCAUCCUUUUUCACACCACUACAGUCCUUGACAACACUGCGUUUACCAGGGAACCUCCUAUCAAGAGUCCCAAUCGAUCUCCCUCACGCCCUGUCCUACCUGAACUUGGACAGGAACCAAAUACGAGCACUGAGAAACCGCGAGAUGGGCCAACUCCGCAACCUCACGUCUCUGUCUGCGUCCUACAAUAGGUUGGUUUCUGUGGAUGGUGGCCUUCGCUUGCCCAACCUCACAGUGCUGGAACUGCCAGGAAACCAGCUGAGGGUGCUGCCCAGUAGACUGAGCCCCAAACUGGAAAAACUGGACUGCAGACAGAACUCCAUUCAGGAAGUCACCUUCCAGCACCUGUCUGGAAUGAAACAGCUGAAGCAUCUCUUCCUAGAGAAUAACACCAUCUGGAACUUUGAAGCUAAUGCUCUGAGGAACAGCGUUCACAUAACCAACCUGGCUCUGGAACAGAAUCUCCUCUCCUCUAUUCCAGAUGGGCUUCCAGAGAGUCUGAUCCGCCUGGACUUGAAAGGGAACUGCAUCGAGGCCGUCCAGGAGCAGGAGCUGAGAUCCCUGAAGCGCCUGCAGGUGUUGAACUUGAGGAGAAACAAGCUGACCUCCCUCCCCCAGAUCACCCUGGAUCUGCUUCCACGGCUGAGGACCGUCUACCUAGAUGGGAACCCCUGGAACUGCAGCUGUGAGCUCCUGGGGGUCAAGAGGACCCUGCUGGCCAGGAGGGUGGAGAUCCCUAAAGAGCUGUGUAACGAGCAUGUGAGUGCGCCGGGGGACAGCUGGAGAGCGUACCUGAUGGCCCAGGACAGAUGUGAGGAGUACUUCAUGGAAACCGCCCCUGAGGACCAAGUGGAGCAGACAGACACUGAGGAGUAUUAUGACUAUGAUUCGUAGAUGGAGAAAAUAAAUGUAGCAGGGGAAUUUCAUGUUUAGCUGAACAUACUGGGUAUUUUGAAUGUUUUAACAUUUUACUGUAGUUUGGCAAUUAAUACUAAGGAAGUUACCUUUAGCUGUGUAGUCAAUAGAAAACAUUAAACUACUGUAUUAACAAACAGCUAUUGCAAUAUACAUUGGUAAAUAGGUAUAUGUAGAAUAUACCUUAAAUACCUACUGUAUAAUAACAUAAUAAUAAAUAAACAAGUUUCAUUACAGUUUUCAUUUA